Stereum hirsutum FP-91666 SS1 is the source of this 840-nucleotide messenger RNA. RefSeq lists its product as uncharacterized. Lineage: Eukaryota; Fungi; Basidiomycota; Agaricomycetes; Russulales; Stereaceae. Gene Ontology annotation, molecular function: FMN binding. The transcript is spliced from 4 exons. The coding region runs from base 1 to 840 and encodes 279 amino acids. The record is from RefSeq and is a predicted model, not a curated record.
AUGCCAUCAGACUCCCAGCUUCCUCCCUUCGACCAUGAGUACAAAUUCAGCUAUACUACCCCACCAAACCCGGCGUUUACCUACGGCGAUCCUGUCUCGAGCACUGAGCUCGGGAAAGUCUGGCUCGAAGGUUUGAAAGAAGGAUGGCAGGUGUACGACACUACGAAAACGGACACGAGAAAGCUGUAUAAGUUGAUGAUUGGCGCGAUUUCGCCGCGUCCAAUCGCGUUCGUUUCGACUCUCAGCGAAGACGGUACCCCGAACCUUGCUCCUUGGUUCAACCAAGUCACUGCCAAUCCACCCAUCAUCUCCAUCGCUGUUCAGAACAUUACGCCCGAUGGCAUUCCUCAUCUCAAAGACACCGGAGCGAACAUCAAAGCUCUGAAAGAGUUCACUGUGAACAUCGCAAGCGAACCGUUCAUUGAGAAUGCAACUACGACAUCUCUCGAUGCGCCGAGCGGUGUAGAUGAGUGGGAACUAAGCGGGUUGACAAGAGCGCCUAGUAUCUACGUCAAACCUCCUCGUAUCCUCGAAUCCGCCUUCUCGAUGGAGUGCACCCUCUACGCCGCAUACGAUAUUCCUUCUACCACGUGCAGUGCGAUCAGUACCACUCUAAUCCUCGGACACGUUAAGUACAUACAUGUGCGCAAGGAUGUGUUGACAGACAGGGAGAGGAUCGAUCCAGCGAAGCUGAGAGCGGUGUCCAUGUUAGGGAGCGCUACAUAUGCGAGGGUAGGUGCAGGGUUUAGGUUGGACAGGCCGAGGUGGGCGGACGAGAAAGAGAAGAUUGAGAGUAGUCGGAAGGACUCCAGCAUACCUCAGGAGAGUACAGCCCUGUGA